AUGACCGCUCCCUCACUCCGAUCUCAGGGCACAUCUAUUGCAUCUCUUGGACACUCGAGAAGGAAGUCAUUGGGAUUGUCUUUUAUGCUCAACAAGCAGACCGGUCCUGUUGAACCCGCCGCAGUGGUCGACCCAGCAGCUGCUCACUACCAAGACCCCGAAGCCCGAAUGAAGCUCCGCGCCUACCUGGCUUCCCCACAGAAGUUUGACGAGGCAUUAGAGUUUGGAUUCCCUUCCAGAGACGACGACGACAGAGACGACCGGAAGCCUAAACACGAUGACGAUGAAAUCGAUCCCAUGGAUCAGCUACGAUCUUUCUUGGACGAUGAUAAGUCAUCAACCUACAGUGAUAAUAGUACCGUGGAUGAUCUUGAAUCACCCAAGACGCCGCCCAUGCUGGACAAGCCUCUUCCAUUGCUCCCUGCUGGCGGGAAAUGUGGCGAUACCUUUAUGGUGAAGCCGCAAAUCAACCAGAGCGGAACCCACCGAGAGAUGACCCUUCGCAUGACGCUAACGAGGCCUGAUCUACGAGCGAAUGAGGAUGAUAUCUAUCGGUGGCAGCAGAGUGUGGAGGUGCGAAAGGCUCACAUGCGAGGCGAAAUCCUGGCACCCGUCUCACUCAACAAGAACCUCGAUGCAAAGGCUCGAAUUGAUAAAGAGCUCGCUGCUAUCGACCAAGAAAAUUAUAACCAAACAGAAGGCGGCAUGGUGAAACGCCUCUGGAAGCGCGUAAGACGGACAUAA
Messenger RNA from Clonostachys byssicola, 744 nucleotides. Lineage: Eukaryota; Fungi; Ascomycota; Sordariomycetes; Hypocreales; Bionectriaceae. The record is from the annotation of a GenBank genome assembly.